GGGAGUUCUGUGAACUCGGGACCGAGUUCAGCGACACAAUAUGUGCAUCUGAAAGGCACGAGCAAGACCAACCAACCGUUCGCUUAGACGGAACUAAGCAAGGAUGAGUGUUACCGUAACCCUAAUGUCUCAUGGACUGUAUUUCCCAGGCUCAAAAGUCGGGGGGAGGGGAGACGCCGUUUAUGGGUGGAAGGACGUAAAAACGGCAACUGGUGAUGCUCGUUACGACACAAGUGGUGGCGACAAUGUGCAAUGUGCUGACAAUUGGACUGUUCCUCCUAAUCGCCGCUUGGACGACGACUUCGGCCGUCCACAAUGAAAAGGCCGUCUUGCGUGGCAUCUCAGAAAAGAUACCCAACAGAGAUGGAAAAUUACUUCCCUACGGUUUGCCCGAGUGCUCGACUCAACAAGUAUGUAACGCAAUGUACAUCCGACUGAACCGAAUUCAAUCCCUAUGUUACUGUCCCAAGACUUAUAGCCUAUCCUGCUCGAACAGAAUGGACUCGGCCGACGAGCACACUAUUAAUUUGAUCGCCGACGAAGCUGGUGUACCGCUGACACUGGUCAAAAUUUGCGAACCAAUUCAUACUGUGAGACCUUGUAAGAAUCCCAAAGACUGGAUGUUACUGGCAUUACAGAGCAGGAGAACAGGAAAAUCCCAUUAUCUAGUCAUAUGUCACUGUCCAUCGUAUGCAUAUUUACAAGGUCCAAUCAAACACAGCAUACCGACCUAUGCUCACAUACCCGGAAUUAAUGUUUAUGGUAUGCUCUGCAAUCAAGGACAUCGUAAAGAAAGACAAUGGCCUAGAGGUCAGGAAAGUAUUAAAAUCUGUAAUCACUAAAUGUUUUUAAAUAGUUUUUUUUUUUAAAUUUACUUAGACAUUAAUUUGAUUAAUGGCAAAAACUUUUUUCUUGCUUAUUAUAAUGAGAGUUUGCAUAAUGUAUAUUUAAUUCUAGAAUAAUAUGGAUAAUUUUAAAUGUAUAGUACUAUUAUACCUGUCACUAACAAGUUUUCCAAGUAAUUAUCUAACCGGAUUAAUGUGCUUCUUUACUAACAAAUUUAAUUAUAAAAAAAAUUUACUUAUUACACAAAAAAAAACUUUUAUAAAAUUUUUGCUUAAUAAGUUGUUUGUUUGAUAAAAAUAUUUUCUAAAGUAAGAAAUUUUAUA
This is a messenger RNA of Centruroides sculpturatus (bark scorpion), 1169 nucleotides long. RefSeq lists its product as uncharacterized. The transcript has 3 exons. The record is from RefSeq and is a predicted model, not a curated record. NCBI's taxonomy places the organism in Eukaryota, Metazoa, Arthropoda, Arachnida, Scorpiones, Buthidae. Bases 216 to 842 code for a protein of 208 amino acids.